CGGCGGCUCUUCCUCGGGCAUCGCCGGGACCGGGACUGCCAGCGGAGUCGGCGCCGUUUCGGAAAGGUGCGAGGAGACUGUGGCUGCUUCAGUCCGGCCACUGCUAUGGCCUGGGGCUGCCGCUGAGUUUGCGGAUCCGAUCGGGGGUGGCCGCGGAGGGGAGGAAGGCACCGAAAACCCGCCGGGAGCUGCCGUCCCCGGCGAUGAGCGGCUGAGGUGGGCCCGAGCGGUGGCCGCUGGACCUCCGUGCCGCUCCACACCUCCUUCCCCAUCCCGGGACGCGGAGUCGGCCAGCGAGGCUGAGACACCGCUCCCUCACCCCGUUCCCGGCGCCAGUGCCCGCGAGGGGUCGGCGAUGGCGGAGCGGCUGCCACCUGGUCCCCCGGUGAUUUUUUGCCAGGACUCCCCGAAGCGCGUCCUGGUUUCCGUUAUCAAAACGACCCCGAUCAAACCAUCCUCACCGGCAGCCGGCGAGGAGCCGGCGCCCGCCCCGCCCGUCCCCAACAGCCCCGGCUUCAGCGACUUUAUGGUCUACCCCUGGCGCUGGGGAGAGAAUGCCCACAACGUGACCCUCAGCCCUGGCGCCGCCGCCGCGCCCCCAGCACUCCCACCGCCCCUUGGGGGAGCGGGCAGGGCGGUCACCGGGGACGCCGAGCGAGCCGGGAGCCCGGGCGACGGAGGCGGCAGGCACCGGCACCUGAAGGAUGGGCUAAGGCGAGGCCGUCCGAGAGCAGACACCGUCCGCGACCUGAUUAGCGAAGGAGAGCACUCUUCCAGCAGAAUACGCUGCAAUAUCUGCAACAGGGUUUUCCCACGAGAGAAAUCUCUGCAGGCCCACAAACGAACGCACACCGGUGAAAGGCCUUAUUUGUGUGACUACCCAGACUGUGGGAAAGCCUUUGUUCAGAGUGGACAGCUCAAAACCCACCAGCGUCUCCACACAGGGGAGAAACCUUUCGUCUGCUCAGAGAAUGGAUGUUUAAGCAGAUUCACACAUGCAAACCGUCACUGCCCCAAGCAUCCGUAUGCCCGACUGAAGAGGGAAGAGCUUACAGACAGGCUGAGUAAGAAGGAGACUGCUGACAAUAAAGCUGUAGCUGAGUGGCUAGCAAAAUACUGGGAGACCAGAGAACAGCGGGCUCCUGCUUUGAAAAGUAAAACAAUACAGAAAACAGAUCAGGAGCAGCAGGACCCCAUGGAAUAUCUUCAGUCUGAUGAAGAGGAUGAUGAAGAAGAGAAAAACAGCGCUCAUUCAGCUGCUUGCCGCCGCCUCCAGGAACAGCGUGAACGCAUGCAUGGCGCACUGGCUCUGAUUGAGCUUGCAAACCUAGCUGUGGCACCGCUGUGACAGUAGAUCGGAACAGUCUGCCUAUACAAAAUGUACUUACUGGUGGUAUUUAACCAGUUAGAUCCUGAGUAUAAAUAAGCUAAGCACCUUAUUUGCUUUCAUAGGCUGCUAUUCUGUAGAAUUUAUGAAGAAUGUUGUUGCCCCAUUACAUGGGGUGAGAGAAUUGCACUUUUUUUAAGGUAAAAGAUAGUUGUAAAGUUUCUAAGUAUUUUGUAAAUACAGGAAUGCAUAAUGCAGGGUUGACAAAUGUAUGUGUUGUGGGAAGCUAGAUUUUGCAAGGUUAACUCAUUUAUUUGAAGCAGUUUUCACAGGAAGCACUUUCUAAACAAAGUGUUUGCGAUUAGCAGAAUGGUACACGUGGCCAAAGAAGCCUGACAAAGAAGAAAAGUAUUUAUCUGACUAUUUAAGCAAGUUUAUAUUAAGUGGUAGGUCUGAAGGUGUUAAGCAGCCAUGAAACCGUAUUUUUUUGGUGUGAGUACAUCUUUACCUAGUAUUACUGAGGCCGAAGGCAAAAAGCUUGGUUAUCUCAGCUUUCAGAAGGGAAGAAACUGCUUCAUGCAGGAAACUGUAAGAUCAUUAAGGAUCGUCACUGUGACUGCUCAAGGUGUGAGGCUUGACUUUGCUGUUUUACCUUUUCUGAUUUGAUUUCAGCAGAAUCUCUUGGUAGCACUUGUUAAUCCUAACGUGAUGUUAGGAACUUUUGCACAUUGUUGGGUUUAUCUGAAAAUGAUUAGGCUUGCAAAGUCUACACAAAGGUAAAGAAUUGGCAACAUUUUUUUUUUUUUCAGCUAUUUUUGGACCCUGUAGUGAUUUGGCACUUGAAUUUGCUAAAGGGGGUAUUUACAUGGUGGUAUGGAUUUGUAGUAAACUAUUUUAGGAGUCCUAUUAGCAAACACUAAGUUCUAAAGUAUUGCUUUUAUGUGAUUAUUAGCAAAUAGCCUCUGUACUUUCCUUGCAUAAAGCCACCUUAUUGCUUUACUUCAGGAUAACAUGCCAGUUUUGUGUUCACUAACUGUAGCACAGCUGUCAAUUAAACACUGCAGAAAACUAUUCACUAUACAACUAGGAAAUAGACUUCCGAAGAUAGUUACAAGUGUGAUAACAGUGUGAUUGCAUAUAUUUCCCAAAUAAAUGAAGUUGCAGAAUGCUGCCUAGUACUCAGAUGCUGAUAAGAAAUGUUCAGUAGGGUAUCUUGUCACUUCCUGAAUGUUGUAUGCUUUCGAAGAGGAUUGUCUCAUGGUGAUCAUUUUCUGUAUUUUGCUUUGAAGGCAACCAGAGAUUCCUAAUAUGCUAACAAAACUUUUUUUAGUGACAGUCAUUUAAAAUCUGUUUUCAGAUCAGACGUUUUGUUUUGUGGUUUUGUGUGGUUUUUCUGGUUCUAUUCUUGUUUCUUUAAGCUCCUGCUUAAGGGGCUAUUUUUGUAUAUCCCUAUAAAGGGUUAUAAAAAAAUAAGUUGUAUUUACUGACCUGCUUGCUUUAAUUCCUUCCUCUUGUUGAAGGUCAGGAAAUUCAGAUGAGAAGAGAAGUCACUUUCCCUCUUGCUUAUACAAGAGGAAGAAACAAUUUUACCAAUCAUUUGAUAUAGACUAACCAGAUGCAUACAGCUGUUCCAGAAACGUGAGAUUUUACACCAGAAACUGCAACUGUUGGAUCACGUUCUCUAAUAACCUGUUGUGGUUGAAAACCUCAUUAACCCAGUUUGUUUUGGUUUUAAGUCGUGUAUUGAUGCACUUAAGUAAAGAGUAAUUGAAAAUUAAAAAUGAAAUUAAAUCAUUGAAUGUAAAUAAUUUUGCACCACUGAUACGGUUUAACUUUUGCUUUCAGUUCCUAGGUGUCAAUUCCAGAUGUCAGGCUCAUUUGUUUCUGUUUAAAGUCUUUCAGGCUUAAAGGUGUGAAACAUUGUAGUCAUUCUAGGCUUCUCAGCCUAUGUAUUAAACUGGUAGUUUGCGUGUGUAGGUUUGGAGCCUCUCAAAUUACGUGCUUUUGAAUGCUUAGUUGGCUGCAUGCAAAUAGUCUGAUCCCAAAAUGAGACCUGAACCUAAAUCUGUUGCACUUCUGAGUCAUAAUUCAGAAUUGAUCUCAUGUAGAAUUUCACGGGGCACAAGACUCUGUAAUUACCAGCCAGUUGCAGACUGGAGUCUUAACUUCGUAGCAUUGAUUUUUAAUAUUUUUUCUUUAGUAUUACUAUUUUUUCCCAGUCAGCUGUAAUGCUUUGGGCAACUCGCAGAGUAUUUCUUAAGAUCUGACAAGUGCACUGAAUUGUACUUGGCUGUAAGGAAAAUUCAGAAGCAGUUUUGUGUUGUGACAAGUUUUGGGUAAAAUAUCAGAUAAAAAAAAAACCAAAUGUGGAAAACCGCUUUUUGUUUUGUUAAGGAGUGAUUACAUGCAAGGAAUCUUGAAUUGUUCAGUGCUUUGAAAGAUUUAAGUUGUAGUUUGGCAUGACUUAACAGCAGGUGAGUGGAUGUGCUGUCAUUUAAAUAGAAGCUUUGAAUAAAAGCUUGGUUUGAUUUUCA
Pezoporus occidentalis (night parrot) is the source of this 3861-nucleotide messenger RNA. RefSeq names its product zinc finger protein 367 (gene ZNF367). The transcript has 5 exons. The record is from RefSeq and is a predicted model, not a curated record. Gene Ontology annotation, molecular function: DNA-binding transcription factor activity, RNA polymerase II-specific; RNA polymerase II cis-regulatory region sequence-specific DNA binding. Bases 356 to 1348 code for a protein of 330 amino acids. Lineage: Eukaryota; Metazoa; Chordata; Aves; Psittaciformes; Psittacidae. Gene Ontology annotation, biological process: regulation of transcription by RNA polymerase II.